This is a messenger RNA of Lycium barbarum (goji berry), 648 nucleotides long. Its product is annotated as small polypeptide DEVIL 4-like. Lineage: Eukaryota; Viridiplantae; Streptophyta; Magnoliopsida; Solanales; Solanaceae. Gene Ontology annotation, biological process: negative regulation of cell population proliferation. The record is from RefSeq and is a predicted model, not a curated record. The transcript has a single exon. Bases 96 to 242 code for a protein of 48 amino acids.
UACUACUUUGGUCAGUCUCACAAAGAAAACAGCCAAGCUUUUUUUUCAUACUCUUUUCCCUAUAUACCUUGAUUUCAAAGAAAUUGGCAAUAGAAAUGAAGAUGAGCAAUGGUGAUGGUGCAAAUGAGAGCUCCAAGAAGAAAAUGUCAAGUAGAAGACUUGGGAAGUUUCUUAAGGAGCAGAGAGGAAGGCUUUACAUAGUGAGAAGAUGUGUAGUCAUGCUUCUUUGCUGGCAUGACUGAUGAUCCAAAUGAAAAUAGUUGAAUCACCACACUAGCAAAAGGGCAGGCCUAGAGUGGAAUUCGACCCAAUAUUAAACAGCAUGACAAACUUCAUCAUCAUUCGAAGAAUUCCACUGGUUCGAAACUAAAUACUAGUACUAAGUUUAGGAGUGACAACUACAAGCAGAGGAAGUCCAAGUUAGACCUCAAGCUCGAGAAGGGUCAUCGUUCGUGGCUGUUUAAUAGUAGUACCUUUUUGUUUCCAAUUGUAAAUAGUAGAAAAGAGAAAUUUUAGAUAGGUGAGAAGUUAGAAUUAGUUCCAAUUCCCAUUGAGUUGAUUGGUUUUAAACCAGCUCCUCUAGCUCAUAUGUUAUACGCAAUAAUGAAAAGAGAGAUUCUGGUUCCCAAUUGAAGUACUCUUCUAAUC